CUGCUCCACCCACACCCAUAUCUCAGGUUUUGGGCGAGAUAAACUGCUCCCAUGGCGGUCAGAUUCCCGUCCAUGGAGCUAAACCGCUCGCCGCCGCUCCUCUCCGGUGGAAAAGGCAAAACAUGCCUUCAGAAGCCUUUCAUUGUCCAAGCAAAGAGGUCAGGGGGAUUGGAAGCAAAUACUAGGUCGCGAGGACCGCAAGUUUCUGAACAACUCAAGAAAAGAGCACCGCUGGCACGUGGGACUGUUAGUCCAGCACUUCCAGUACCACGCCACAUACCUCGACCUCCUUAUGUUGGUUCAAAGAAAAUGCCAGAGAUAGCGAGUGAGAUGCAAAUGCAUGACAAGGAGACCAUCGUCCACAUGAGAGCUGCUUGUGAGCUUGCUGCUCGUGUUCUUGAAAAUGCGGGAAAAUUAGUCAAACCCUCUGUAACAACAGACGAAAUUGAUAAAGCAGUGCACAAGAUGAUCAUUGAUGCUGGAGCCUAUCCAUCCCCGCUUGGAUACGGUGGGUUUCCGAAAAGUGUAUGCACAUCAGUGAAUGAGUGCAUGUGCCAUGGUAUUCCCGAUUCACGAGAACUACAGGAUGGUGAUAUAAUUAACAUUGAUGUCACUGUCUACUUGAAUGGUUUUCAUGGGGACACCUCUAAAACCUUUUUGUGUGGAGAAGUGGAUGAAGCCAGUAAACGUCUUGUGAAGGUUGCUGAAGAGUGCAUGCUUAGAGGCAUAGCAGCCUGCAAACAUGGUGUGAGCUUUAAGAAAAUUGGCAGAAGAAUAAGCGAUCAUGCGGAGAGGCAUGGAUUUGGUGUCGUGGAGCAAUUUGUUGGGCAUGGAGUUGGCAGAGCAUUUCAUGCACAACCAAUUAUAUAUCACCAGCGUAACAACAUGCCGGGGCAGAUGGUGGAAGGGCAGACAUUCACGAUAGAGCCGAUCCUGACGAUGGGGAAGGACAGCAUCGAGUGCGACAUGUGGGACGACGGGUGGACGGCGCUGACGACGGACGGCAGCAUGGCGACGCAGUUCGAGCACACCAUCCUGAUCACCAAGACCGGGGCAGAGAUCCUCACCAAAUGCUAGUAGCUGUAUCCAUGGUCUCUGCCUGCGUGGUAGAUUCGUGUGGCGAUGCAAUGGCCUUUUGCUCAUUUCUAUGCCGUUGCAGAAGAAGUCACUGUACUAUUGCGGCCGUGUCAGUGUAGGAACUAGUGUUGCUUAAAACUGAAAGAAAAAAAAUGCACGGGAUUGUAUUAGGCAGCAGCAAUGGAGAGCUGCCAAGCUCUUCUGGUC
Lolium rigidum is the source of this 1284-nucleotide messenger RNA. Its product is annotated as methionine aminopeptidase 1B, chloroplastic-like. Gene Ontology annotation, biological process: proteolysis. The record is from RefSeq and is a predicted model, not a curated record. The transcript has 10 exons. NCBI's taxonomy places the organism in Eukaryota, Viridiplantae, Streptophyta, Magnoliopsida, Poales, Poaceae. Bases 52 to 1077 code for a protein of 341 amino acids. Gene Ontology annotation, molecular function: metalloaminopeptidase activity.